Pseudo-nitzschia multistriata is the source of this 3805-nucleotide messenger RNA. The record is from the annotation of a GenBank genome assembly. NCBI's taxonomy places the organism in Eukaryota, Bacillariophyta, Bacillariophyceae, Bacillariales, Bacillariaceae.
GGUAAUACAAAACCAAGUCAAGCGACAUUAUCGAAGCAUGAGAUGUUGAAGGAGAUCGCAGUACGGAUGUAAAAUUUACGCCAACAUCGGACCAUGAAAAUUUUUGAGACGAUGAACCUGCUUGUGGUGACCGCAACUAUGGGUGCAGCAAUAGCGAUGUCGUCGUCAUCGUCAUAUUCAUCGCCAUCUUUCGCGAAAGCCGAUGUCGGCACUGCGCUGACUCGAAACCUGCAAACCGCCGACGUAUGCUGCAGAACCUGUCGAUAUGAGGAGGAUCUAAUUCAAGCUACCCUGUCUACGGCAAAGAGCAUCGACGUAGACGUCGUUACUAACGAUGUCAGCAGCCACAACGGCAUCUCCAACGACAAUACUGCCAAUGCAACCCAGCCCCGCACCAUUCGCAUUCUCACAUGGGACCAACCAAAAGCAAAACUCCAGGCCUAUGCCGAUUUGUACCGAGAGUCUCACCCGGAAGCCCCAAAGGUGCGCAUUUACGGUGUGCCGGACCUCAAAGAUUUGCAUUACGAGGUCACGAACGAGUUGCGAUCGCCCUCUGCCAUCUACGAUGGUUACGUGGUCCCCCCCGUCUUUCUGGGGAGCAUGUAUCUUCAGCGUGGCGGACAGGCACUAGUCGUUUGGACCAACGAAGACGGAACCGAAACCCAAACCGACCAAAACGGCAACCAAUACAACAGGUCCGUGAUCGAUGAUCUAUUGCCAUACUAUCGAUACAAUGUAGCGACGUUCGAUGGAAAAAUUCGGGGCCUCCCCAUAUUGUCAGGCUCACAGGCGAUGAUCCUUUUUCGAAAGGACUACAUGGAUGCCCUGAAACUUCCCACACCCAAAACGUGGGACCAUUGGAUUACACUCGCGUCGUUGGUUUCGAACGCAGACCCACCCUUGUUGGACGGCAACGGGGACACGACACAGCCUGUUUAUGGAGCCUGUCUCGGACUGCUCAACGAAGCCGGCUGCCAGAAAAGAAAGAGCAUCGAUGGUCGACCCUGCGACAGCCAGACCAUGACUUAUCUCGGAAUGAUGCUGGCGAGCAUGACCCAAUACAACGGAAAUUCGACGGGGUUCAUGAUGGGAAUCGACAACACGACCGAAACCGGACUCGAUCCGCUCUUUCAACCGACACUGACACGGGUUCUCAAGUGGAUGGAAGACCAGAUAAAGUCCAGCAGACCUACAUCUCUAAUGGAAGACGCCCACGACAGCAUGGCGCACUUUCGAGAAGGUCGCUGUGCUUGGACUAUUUCUAUCAAUCACGACAGCGAGUUAUUGAAAGACGACAACAUCGGGUUUGUACCACUUCCGGGGUCUCACCGUGUUUUGGAUCGGCGUCUUGCAGACAGCGGGAACCCAGAUGAUGCUUCGGGAACAAUGGUCAACUGUACCAACACUUGUGAUCAAAAUUGUGAACUCAUCGGGACCGAAACGCUUUGUCCCUUUGGGAAGGACGUCGACAAGUGGGGCCGUGUCAAUCUUGUGCCUUUUGGAGCCGUCACUGCUACGAUCGGGACUGUAUCCGGAAUUAUUUCUCCAAGCAGGCAGAAAUUCGUCAAGAAGUUUUUCGAAUUCGUUCUCGCGUCCGACGCUGGCGAUAAGGUCGGCCGAAUGGAGCAACCCCUGACGAAAUCCAAGCUGGAGAUGUCCGAUGUACAGAGCUACAAAAGCACCCUGAGAUCGAUGACACGCAGUCCGAAUGCCGCCAUUCCCUUUCGUAUUCCCAAUGCGUACAAUCUCUUGGUCGACCUCGACGAUAGGGUUUACGAAUAUCUACUUGAAAGUGAUUACUCCAAGAUCCGACGCGAAGAGGUUGCUUCUUCGGCGGAAGAAUCCUGGCAAACGAUGAUCUCUAUGUACGAUGCCCGUGGACAAAUGAAAGAGAAUCUGCCGACCUCUUUCUUCUACGAACAAUCCUUGGGUGUCUACGAGCCAAUGCCGGCCUCUGAUCUUUAUAUUGGCUCGACGGCCCGGAGUAUCAUGUGGACUUUUGCUGGCUUGGGUUGUUUUGCAUCCGUUUGCUUUGGAAUAUUGGUUUGGAGGUACCAGGAUGAGAGGGUGAUACGAGGUACGUUCACUCCAGCACAGUUCUGUGAAGUGUUUGCUUCCCGCAUCACAUACUCGGAAGGGGGGUUACAAAGGUGCAAUUUCGCUGCGUAUGAUGGAUUCUUUCGGGAACAUUUUUUGUCGCGUUUCAAUUCGACCUUCUCAUUAUAUGACGAUUUCUUUUGCAUUGGAUAGCAUCACAACCGGUAUUCCUGUAUUUGAUUUGCGGAGGAGCAUUUGUCAUGUAUUUAUCAAUAUUUACACUGGGCAUUGAAGACGACCUUGCUUCGUAUGAGCUUGUAGCAUUGUCUUGCGUUGCUAAUUACUGGCUCUACUCUCUGGGGUUCAAUGCCGUCAUUUCGGCAAUGUUUACGAAAAUCUUGAUGCUUGCCAAGGUACGUUGUGGCAAGAACGAUGGUACCGCUUGCUCUUAGGGGCAGCUUCGGAUGCAGACGAGGCACGAUGCCUCGCAUUCUCUCACAUUUUUGUCCCCGUUUUUGCGUUUUUGGCAGGCCUUGCGCAUGCCCCGCAACGAGCAACGGAUCCAAAUAUCGAAAUGGGAUAUUAUUGUACCGUUUUUGGUUAUUUUUGGAAUCGACUUUGUCGUUCUCUUGGUAUGGACCAUUAUCGAUCGGCAAGAGUGGGUGCGGUACGUGGAGAGAAAAGAGUAGCAAAUCGAACGAAAUCGUCCUGCCCGGUGACAUGAAAGCAUGCCUCUAUUUGUCGUACCGGGUAGUCUCACACACACCCUUAUUUGUUCUUCGUGACCCAAUUCGGUAUCGUUUGGUGGAACCCAUUAGAGUGCCCGUCCAUAACAUGAACCUAUACGCGCUGAAUAUCGUGGAGGAGUCCACUUACGGGAUGUGUACAUCUCUGGAGACGGACUGGGAUAUUAUAUUCCUGUUGGCGUUCAAUUUUAUCAUUCUGAUUCUGGCUCUUGUUCAAUCCUACGAGUGCCGGAGGAUCACAACGGAAUAUGCCGAAAGCGGCUAUAUCUCCGUUGCGAUCUUCGUUUUCGCACAGAUCUGGCUCAUUGCCCUUCCACUGGUGGUGUUAGCGGAGUACCAUCCGAGAACCUACUUUCUGCUGCGGAGUUGCACGGUUCUUUUGACUGCAUCCGCGGUCCUCCUUCUUAUUUUUGUUCCAAAGUCGGUGUACCUGUAUAAAUCCCUGAGGGAAUCGGAAUCGGACGGGGAAAGUUCCAUAGAAUCCUCGAGCUCGAGCGACACCACCCGCUCGUCCUCCGAGGGCACCGGCGGCCAGAGAAGGGACCCACGGGGGACGAUCGGCAUCCGGAUCGUCGGGACCCACUUCCUGAACGGAGACGAGAUCGACGAGCUCCAGGACGACGUGGACAAGGCAGCGCAGCGCAACACGCUGCUCAAGGACACGAGGGAGAAACUGAACGAAAAUCUCGAGGAGCGACAGUUCGCGAGGAAGACCCGGUUCAGCAUGGCCUCCUACAAGAGCUCGGACAGCCUGAACAACAAGGCCAUCGGCAGCCGUAAAUUCUCGAGCUCCGAGUUCUGCUCGAUCCUCAAGGUGAAACCGGAGCGGCCCAGGAAGAACCGGGGGCGCGAGCAAUACCACAAGUGAGAUCGAAGAGAUCCGUCAACUUCCACCCCGUGCCGUUCGUUGUCCGGGUUGGGGUUCAAAAGGGGUUCCGGGGAAGUCACAGUGGAUGCUUUUGUAUUGGAGCUUUGUUUUACAUAUUAUUGUAUAAUACUUCUAGCUUUGAAUUUACAUAUAC